UUGUCAGACCGUGAUACGAUCGGGUCUGUUUCGCGAUUGUAAACUUUAAAUGUUGAAAUUUAUGUCUCGUGAUGAUAUAUUGUGAUAUUUGUGUCUGUAUUUGUAUAAUAUGAUGCUAGUGAAAUUAUUUAUUGUAUUUAUGUGAGUGCUUCUUUUGUAUAUUUUCUUAUAUCCAAAUAGUUGUAAAGAAGAAACAAGCAGGUGUUUAUCAUUUACCAAGCGCGCUUCACAUACAAUGUUUAAAACGAUGACGAACAUAACUCUUGAAGAAAUAUUGACAACAUUGAAAAGCCGGUUAUCUGUGUUUAGCACGGUAUAAUUUGUUACCUUGAACUCAAUAAAUUGGACGAGGUGGAAUAUGCCUUGAAAGAAAUAAUUGUCGCUGUUAACGUUACUUUGCUAUGUAAGAAUAUAUGGAGUCCGUUCGUUCUUUAUUAUACGCGAUUACUGGAAUAUUCUCCCGAAAGAUAUCUUCGAUAAAAACACUUUUCAUAAAUUUUGUUCUGACAGAAAGAAAAGGAGAACAAUUGCGUAUAUAUAUAGAAAAGGCAGGUCUCAUCGAUUCCAACGAUUUUGAUAUACAUACAUAUGUUAUCAAGAUGUAUCAUUGGCAGAGUCAAAAUGUUAAAGUUUCCGGAGUGGAUGAUAUGGUUUUGCUCCCGAAAAUUACCGAGGAUGCUAUUACCGAAAAUCUUCGAAAGAGAUACAUGGAUGACUAUAUAUUCACAUGUAUUGGUCCUGUAUUAGUAUCGAUUAAUCCUUUUAAGCAAAUGCCAUAUUUUGGAGAUAGGGAAAUAGAAAUUUACCAGGGUGCGGUACCAUAUGAAAAUCCUCCACAUAUUUAUGGAUUAGCAGACAAUAUGUACAGAAAUAUGUUAAUCGAUAAGGAAAAUCAAUGUGUUAUCAUCAGUGGAGAAUCAGGUGCUGGUAAAACAGUUUCAGCAAAAUACAUUAUGUCAUACAUCGCGAAGAUUAGUGGUGGUGGUACACACGUGCAAAAAGUAAAAAACGUCAUUUUGGAAUCUAAUCCUCUUUUAGAAGCUUUUGGCAAUGCGAAAACUAUGCGGAACAAUAACAGUAGCAGAUUUGGGAAAUAUGUAGAAAUGCAAUUCGGUCCUAGUGGCCAACCAAGCGGGGGAAAGAUUUCGAACUUUUUGUUAGAAAAAUCGAGAGUCACUUGUCAUAAUAUCGAUGAAAGAAAUUUUCAUGUAUUUUAUCAACUUGUAACAGGUGCAAACCGGCAAAUGAAAUCUGAACUUGGAUUGAUGGAUGUUGAUUAUUAUCACUACCUCAAUUAUGGCGAAGGGCAUAAAGUCGAUGACGUAAACGACGUUCACGAUUUUGAAGCAACUUUAAAAGCAUUGAACAUAAUGGCGAUGGGCGAUUCCGAAGUAACUGAUAUUUUCAGACUCGUUGCGGGAAUACUUCACAUAGGAAAUAUUCAAUUUGUCGAGAACGGAAAUUAUUCACAAAUCGCUGAUAAACGAUAUCUUGAUUUUCCAUCCCAUUUGCUCGAGAUUUCAGUAAAGCAGCUAUCUCAAAAAUUAAUAUCACGUCAGUUUGAAUCGAAAUGGGGAAGUCAAUCUGAGAGCGUUGAUGUUACAUUAAACGUAGAACAAGCUGCCUAUACUCGGGAUGCAUUGGCAAAGGAUAUCUAUGCUAGACUCUUUGAUUAUCUGGUUAAAAAAAUUAAUUCAGCUAUGGAAACCAAUACCGAGGGUCUUGAAAUUGGAAUUUUGGAUAUUUACGGAUUUGAGAUUUUUGAAAAAAAUGGUUUCGAACAAUUUUGUAUAAAUUUUGUGAAUGAGAAACUACAACAGAUCUUCAUAGAGCUCACUCUAAAGGCAGAACAAGAAGAAUACGUAUCGGAAAAUAUACAGUGGACUCCGAUAGAGUAUUUUAAUAAUGCGGUUGUCGUCGAGCUUUUGGAAGGUAAACGUCCACCAGGUCUCUUCUUAGUACUUGACGAUGUAUGCGCUACUCUUCACGGUGGUAGCGCUGGCGCCGAUGCAGACUUGCAAAAGAAACUUGCAAUUGCAUCUAACGAACACGAACAUUUUCAUAGCACGCAAGACGGAUUUACUAUUAUGCAUUAUGCCGGUAUAGUUUCGUAUUCGGUUGAUGGAUUUUGCGAUAAAAAUCGCGAUGUACUUUUCUUAGACCUUGUGGAACUAAUGCAAACAAGUACGAAUUCUUUGAUCCAGAAAUUGUAUCCGCCAGAAAGUCAAACAAAUAAAAUAAAAACGCUUAGAUCCAGACCCACCACUGCAGGUAACAAGAUUAGAAACCAAGCAAGCCGAUUGGUCAAUCAAUUGAUGAAAUGUACACCACAUUAUAUCAGAUGCAUUAAACCAAACGAGACAAAAAGACCACGAGAUUGGGAUUCGGUUAGAAUAAAGCACCAAGUGGAAUAUUUAGGUCUAAAAGAAAAUAUUAGAGUACGUAGGGCUGGUUUUGCAUAUAGAAGACCGUUCGCCAAAUUUUUACAAAGAUAUGGAAUUCUCACGAAAGAAACCUGGCCACGUUGGUCUGGUAAUGAAAAACAGGGAGUCGAAUGGAUAUUAAAAAGCCUCGAUAUUAAUCGAUCGCAGUAUCAACUUGGAAAAACAAAACUAUUUAUAAAAGCUCCUGAAAGUCUUUUUACGCUAGAAGAAGCAAGAGAUCGGAAAUAUAACAUGUACGCUAGAGUAAUUCAAAAAGCAUUCAAAAAGUACUUUGCUCGAAAGAGGCAAGAACAAGAAAGACAAGAAGCAGCUGAUUUGUUGUUUGGUCGGAAAGAACGUAGACGAGCUAGCUUAAACAGACAUUUCAUGGGCGAUUACAUCGGAUUGGACGACAAACCUCAAAUAUUAAAUUUAAUUGGAAGAAGGGAGAAAAUUUUUUUUGCUGAAGUUGUGAAAAAGUAUGACAGGAGAUUCAAGACGAGUAGAAUAAAUUUUAUUCUCACCAACAAAUACUUAUACCUUAUCGGUCAAGAGCAAAUCAAGAAGGGCCCAGAGAAAGGCAAAUUAGUAGAAAUUAUAAAACGGAAAUUACCAUUCAAUCAGAUUAGUUAUGUAUCAUUAAGUAAACUUCAAGAUGGUUUUCUCAUUAUUCAUGUGAAAGAAGAUUACGAUAGCUUAUUAGAGUUAGUAUUUAAAACAGAAUUUUUGAUUAAUCUUAGCAAGAGAUACGUCGAAGAAACUGGUCAUAUUCUAAAUAUAAAAUUUAGUAACAAUUUAGAAUAUAAGGUUAAAAAGGAAGGAUGGGGAAGUGGAGGUACAAGAGAAAUACAUUUUAUACAAAUGGAAUAUAGGAAUAAAGAAAUUUUGAAAACAAGUGGAAAAAUUCUAAACGUUUGGAUUGGGCCAGGAUUGCCAUGCACCACUAAUCCAAAUAUUACUAAAGCAACGACGUCGACGAAGCAACAAUACAACACGUUGAAAAAUAGUCAUCCUUUUUCAGCAGUUAAUUUGCAAUCAGGCCCAAACAGAUCAAUUCAGAAAACUACUCGAUCUGUAAUUACAGAACAAAAUCAAAUUUUGGAUCGUAAAUUGAAUAAUGUAUCACCUCCGAAUACGAACGUAUCCGGAGAACCUACUUUUCAACUACCUGUGAAAAAGAUAUCAACAGUUAAUCCUUCGAAUACUUUACAUACAUCCACGGAAACAAAAGAGAAAAAGCAGAUAACAAAGCAACCGAGAAAGAUACAAAAUAAUGGUGUGCCUCUGAUGGGCAUGUAUACCAAUCCAAACGACGUACCCCGAGCAGGUUUACUGAAAUUUCCGCCGCCUCCUUCCGAACCACCGCCACCACAAACACCACUUGCUCAUCCAGGAUUUCGACUUCCGCCGAUUGAUAGCAACGAUCGCAUGAAUAAUAUUAAAGACGUAAAACAUAACAAAGGGAUGCAAACAGUUAUUGGGCAAGUAGUAAAUAAAACUGGAGAUAACAAUUCUCGUGUUGUUCCGCCUAAUAAACCACAUCCGCAAAAACCAGCAGUGCCUAAGUUACCUAAAGCUAGAGCUUUGUACGAUUACAAUCCUCAAGAUCACGAUGAGAUAGGACUCAAAGAAGGUGACAUUGUUGAGAUACUUAAAGAACACGAAGGUGGUUGGUGGUACGGUAGGUUAAAAGGAAAGAAAGGGCUGUUUCCAUCAAACUACGUUGUCAAGAUAUAAAGUACUUUGUUGUAUAUUUUUAGAAUAAUCGUUAUAACGUUAUUGUAAUAAUUUAAAAAGAUAUUAUUUAUAUAGUUAAAAUAUAGUAGCUAUUUUUCACAACCAAAUGAAAUGUAUUUGUAAGAAAUUUAAUAGAUUAAUUUUUUGUUGUUAAAAUUAAUAUAUUUUUUAUGCGAUAUAUUCUACGCUGCAACGAAAGCUAACCAAAUUUUAGAAAAGAAAACAAUUUGUAAAGAAAAUGGAACAACCAAAAAGUUAAAAGAACAUGUAUUGCUCUGUAGAAGCGUAGAUCGUAUGAAUCUAAAGUCAGGAUUAGUUUCUAUUGCAACAGAAAAAUCUAAAAUCGUAGAAAGUAUAAAGUAAAAGAUAAAUACUGUAUCUGGUCUUCUAAUAAUUCCAACACCUUUUAAUUCGUAAAAUAUAUUUUUUGUAUUAAAUAUUUCCUGAAAUUCUAUGUUUGUUGUGAUUUUUUAUUCGGCGUGUUCAAUCGAAGCAUUCAUUUCAAAAUCUCCGUCAUUUCUCAUUUUCUUAUUCAAACUCGCAAUUUCCAUCAUUAAUAACUGUAACAACAAAGUAUAACUGUAUCAGUAAAUUUAUACGAUGUACGAUACUACAGAGUGCGAACUGUGUUCAUUACUAUACGUGUAAUACAAGAUACAUAUAUUUUUAAUCUUUCCGAACGGACUGCAGGAGUAUAAGCUACAAAUGAAUAUAAGAAGAAAAGUUCCAUUGUUACGUUUUAUUAUACAAGAUUGUAGGCGAAUAUCAAACACAGCUUAAAAUACGAGUGUAGAGAAUUUUGCAUCACAGGAUACGAAAAUUAAGUAAGUACUUUUAUAUUUACUUAAACCUGUAUUCUAAUUGUUAAAAUACUUCGUUGUAGCAAACAGUUAAUAUCAGUUGAUAACGAUUACUCGAUAGACUCUUGUUUCAAAAUGCAAAAUUCCCUACAAGAUGUAUAUGUCAAUUCGCUUAUAACUUUGUAUACAAGUAACAGACUUGCAACAAAAGUUUGUAUAAUAUUCUUGUUUUAGUUUCAUUUGCGAGUUAUUCUCCUACAGGUUGCCGGGCUGAUUGAAAAAGACUGUAAACAAUGCAGCUUAACACGAUGCUUCGAAUAUUUUUGUAGGUCAAUAUUUUUAGCGUUUCGUAAUAAACAAUAAUAAAGCAAAGAUCGCAAUGUAUUUCCGAAGUAAAAAAUGUAAUACUCCGUGUUCAAUUAUAAUACUUUUAUAAAUGAGUUAAUACUUCUACCAUGGAUAUUAUACAUGUAUUCGUGCAACGCUCGUUGCAGCUUACUUCUAUGGGGUUAUCCUGAAACGAAGCGUUUCGAAUUGUGUUAACGUCCUUUAUUUGCCUUAACUGCCUUUGAUUAGUCAGUGGGGACCAUAAAUAACACGGUUGAUAACCCAAAGACCAACUAUAAUCGAUUAUAGUAUUCUUAAGCAAGAGUUUUACAAUUCGAACAUGGGUAAUUACAGAAAAGUACUACCGCCUCGCCUAUUUCGAACAACUUUUUACUUUUUCCGUUUAAUAUGUUGAUUUCUGUAACAUUAAGAAAUUGUCGAAAUCGAUCAGGCGGCAGUACUUGUAAAUAAUUACCGGAAUACGUUCUAACAUUCUGCAUUGUAAAAUUGUUUCGUUCGUUUUACAAUACAAAUUUUAUAAUAAAUUAUAUGUAUCUGAGCCAAAGUAUGAAAAACUGUUUCUGUUGUUUUUCAGCGUUUAUUUAUUAGUCGUUAAACAGUAUUAAUUGAAUUUAGUCGUAAAUUAUAACCAACGAGUGAUGUAAAAUUGUUAUAUGAACAAUUAAAUAAAUAAAACUUGUAACAGUUUGUAAAAUGGUCGGAGAUACGUAAUUUGUUAAUAAAGAUAUGUUUGAAAAUAUAAA
This is a messenger RNA of Bombus huntii, 6051 nucleotides long. RefSeq names its product unconventional myosin-Ie-like. The record is from RefSeq and is a predicted model, not a curated record. Gene Ontology annotation, biological process: vesicle transport along actin filament; actin filament organization. Gene Ontology annotation, cellular component: plasma membrane; actin cytoskeleton; cytoplasm. Gene Ontology annotation, molecular function: ATP binding; actin filament binding; microfilament motor activity. Bases 414 to 4160 code for a protein of 1248 amino acids. NCBI's taxonomy places the organism in Eukaryota, Metazoa, Arthropoda, Insecta, Hymenoptera, Apidae. The transcript is spliced from 22 exons.